CUCUCUACAAACACCAAUUGGACCUGAUUCCCCCUUCAUUUCUCUCUCCAAAAAUGGAUAGAAACUGCACAGACGACCAAAGCACAACCAGUGAAACCACCUCAACCCUUGCUCCGCCUGUCUCCACGCCGGAGAUGAUUAGCUUGUGCCGUGUUGGAAGCGGAGCCAGCAUGGUUCUAGACCCGGAAGGUGGGUUGGAAGCCCAGUCGAGGAAGCUGCCGUCAUCAAGAUUCAAAGGAGUCGUCCCACAACCAAACGGUCGUUGGGGAGCUCAGAUUUACGAAAAACACCAAAGGGUAUGGCUUGGCACCUUUAACGAAGAAGACGAAGCUGCGAAAGCGUAUGACGUCGCCGUACAACGGUUUCGCGGCCGAGACGCCGUCACGAAUUUCAAACCCCUUGUAGCCGACACAAAAGAAGCCAGCUUGGAAGCUAGUUUCUUGAGUUCUCAUUCCAAAGCCGAGAUCGUGGAUAUGCUGAGGAAACACACGUACAAUGACGAGCUGGAGCAAAGCAAGAGAAACUGCAACUUAGACAAAACCAGUUCAAGAGACGGUGGUUGUUCCGGUUCAGGUGUGGUGAAGCCCCGUGAACACCUCUUCCAGAAGACGGUGACACCCAGCGACGUCGGAAAAUUGAACCGGCUGGUGAUACCAAAACAACACGCCGAAAAACACUUUCCGGUUCAGAGAGGAAGCACUUCCAAAGGAGUUCUUUUACAUUUCGAAGAUUCAGAUGCAAAAGUAUGGAGAUUUCGAUACUCAUAUUGGAACAGUAGCCAGAGCUAUGUUUUAACGAAAGGUUGGAGCCGUUUUGUGAAAGAGAAAAACUUAAAAGCCGGUGACACUGUGAACUUUCAGAGCUCAACCGGACUAAACAAGCAGCUUUACAUAGACUGGAAGUCCAAAAGUGGGUCGGGCAAUACCGACCCACAAGCCAUCCAAGUCCAACCGGCCACCAAAUGUGUGGAACCAGUUCAGAUGUUACGUUUAUUCGGAGUAAACAUUAAAAGCGUUAGUAGUUGCAAUGGCAAUAGAAGAAGCAACACAGAGAUGGAUUUGUUAGGUUUUCAGAGUUGCAAGAAACAAAGAAUUAUUGAUGUUUUGUAACAUUUUGUUAUUCUUUAGGGGUGCAUAAUGGAAAUGUUGUCCAGUAAGCUUUUUGUUAUGAUGAUGAUGAUUGAUGAUGACGAGUGAUGAAGCUGGAAAGAUGUGGGAAUGGAAUUAACAGGUGAGGGUGAGGGUGAGGGUGCAGGUGCAAGUUGCAAAAGAUUGAAGUUAUAUAUUUAUUUUAGCUUAAUUAGAUCUGACCAAUAAUUGUACGUCUUAUAAUUAUCAGAUGUUCAAUUCAAUAAGUCACUUUUUAACUGGCCUGUGGCUCUUACAAAA
Molecule: messenger RNA, 1388 nt
Organism: Cynara cardunculus var. scolymus (artichoke)
Lineage: Eukaryota; Viridiplantae; Streptophyta; Magnoliopsida; Asterales; Asteraceae
Product: AP2/ERF and B3 domain-containing transcription factor RAV1-like
Exons: 1
Coding region: 54-1109 (351 amino acids)
Biological process (GO): regulation of DNA-templated transcription
Molecular function (GO): DNA binding; DNA-binding transcription factor activity
Source: RefSeq, a predicted model, not a curated record